UCUUAAACUCAGUGAGACACCCACUUUCUAUCCUCGUCGAAGACAACGAUCACAACAGAGAAUUCGAAAAGAAAAACGGAAAACGAAAAAGAAAAACGAAAGAAAAAAGUGACUUACUUGACACAUCUUCGGUAUGAAAAUGGUUAUCAAAAAUUUAUUGAGUAUGUUAUACGAUUUUUUAAUAGUCAUGGGAAUGGCCAUAGUGUAUAUAACGGAAUCGAUAGUUUUAACAUUAAUUCCAAGACGUUAUCGUGGAAAAAACAUAAAAGGAGAAGUGGCACUUGUUACUGGAGGAGCAGGUGGCAUUGGGAAAUUAAUUGCUACUGAAUUAGCCAAUCUUGGAUGCAAUGUAGUAAUCUGGGAUAUCAACAAAAUUGGUAUUGAAGAAACUGUGAUUGAAAUAAGACAAAACGGAGGAAAGUGUUGGGGAUAUUAUUGCGACAUUUCUGAUAGAGAGGCAAUUUACAGAACUGCGAAAUUAGUUCAAGUCGACGUUGGCAAUGUGACAAUAUUAAUUAAUAAUGCCGGAUAUAUUUACGGGGAUACUUUAUUACAAAUACCAGAUGACGAAAUUGAAAAAACGUUUAAAGUUAAUAUUUUAUCACAUUAUUGGACCACAAAAGCAUUUCUGAAGGACAUGAUGAAAGAUAAUCAUGGCCACAUUGUAACGAUUGCGAGUGUCGCAGGAUUAAUGGGAACUUAUAAUUGUACCGAUUAUUCGGCGACUAAAUUUGCAACUAUUGGCUUUCACGAAAGUCUCUUUACUGAAUUGAAGUCUCACGGUUACAAUGGAAUACAAGCUACCUUGGUGUGUCCAUAUUUUAUAAACACAGGAAUGUUUCCCGGAGUAAAACCAAAACUAAUGAAGAGUUUAGAACCAGAGUACGUUGCCAAUGAAGUUGUAUCUGGAAUUUUAACUAAUCGAAUGUUAAUCAUUCUCCCGGGUAUCAUCAAAUUCUUCUUUCCCCUAAAAAGUAUUUUGCCAGCAAAAAUGUGCUGGGCAAUGAUGUAUAAUAUCGCAAAAGGUCCACAAACAAUGAUGAUGUUAAAAAGGAAACAUUCUCAAUUAUAAACAAGGACUAAUAGUAUUUUUAAAUCAAACAAACAAGAAUGAUCGUGAUAUUCUUCUAAGCAUUGAUACAUUAUUUUUGAAUAAUAUUUUCAUCGAAUUCACAACACUUCAUAAUUUGAAGACUGAGAAAAAUAAUUUUUAGACUUAAAGAUCAUAGAAAAUAGAAAAAAAACGAAUUUU
Molecule: messenger RNA, 1252 nt
Organism: Leptopilina heterotoma
Lineage: Eukaryota; Metazoa; Arthropoda; Insecta; Hymenoptera; Figitidae
Product: estradiol 17-beta-dehydrogenase 11-like
Exons: 8
Coding region: 134-1072 (312 amino acids)
Cellular component (GO): lipid droplet
Molecular function (GO): oxidoreductase activity, acting on the CH-OH group of donors, NAD or NADP as acceptor
Source: RefSeq, a predicted model, not a curated record